AUGCCAGUCCCGCUACUAGAUGCUUCUAUUCGCGCUCAGCUAGCGCUACACCCUGGACCCGGCCAUCCCGACGGAGCACACACCGAACAGCAGCUUCUGUGUCGUGUUUGCGCGGCGGUCACUCUUGACCUCAGCUUAAUCCGACAUCCGAUACAGCCGUGUCCGACAAGAGACGACCUUUCACUGUGGUCGACUCUUAAGUGUCUCCGUACAACGCAAGCUACACCGCAGAUCUGA
This is a messenger RNA of Cylicostephanus goldi, 237 nucleotides long. The record is from the annotation of a GenBank genome assembly. Lineage: Eukaryota; Metazoa; Nematoda; Chromadorea; Rhabditida; Strongylidae.